UCCAGCAGGAGCAUCAUCACCGCGGACCAUGGAGGCUCUACAGCCGAGGCGGAGCGGAGCGAACGCCGCGCUGCGGGCGGCGGCCCCCGCCUGGAUCCUCUUAAGCGCGGCACCGGGACUGCGGGCGGAGAUGGAGGAAAUCGACGGCACGGAGAAGGAGGCAGAGGAAAGUCACCGACAGGACAGCGUUAGCUUGCUGACAUUCAUUCUGCUGCUGACAUUAACGAUCCUCACCAUUUGGCUCUUCAAGCACAGACGGGUUCGGUUCCUCCACGAAACCGGGCUGGCAAUGAUUUACGGUUUGCUGGUGGGGGUCAUUCUGCGGUACGGCAUCCCCGCCACCAGCUACCACAACAAGACCCCCCCGAGCUGCUCGCUGAAGGAAGGACCGGCCAGCACGCUGCUGCUGAACGUCAGCGGGAAGUUCUUCGAGUACACCCUCAAGGGAGAGAUCAACUCUCGAGAGAUUCACAACGUGGAGCAGAAUGACAUGCUGCGCAAGGUGACCUUUGACCCCGAGCUUUUCUUCAACAUUCUGCUUCCUCCAAUUAUUUUCCACGCUGGAUACAGUCUGAAGAAGAGAAAUUUCUUCAGGAACCUGGGCUCCAUAAUAACAUAUGCGUUCCUCGGCACUGCCAUCUCAUGCUUUGUGAUCGGGAACAUGAUGUACGGCGUGGUGACGCUGAUGAAAGCGGUCGGACAACUGACCGACAAGUUCUACUACACGGACUGCCUUUUCUUUGGUGCCAUCAUUUCUGCCACAGACCCGGUGACGGUGCUGGCCAUCUUUAACGAUCUCCAUGCAGACGGCGAUCUCUACGCUCUGCUGUUUGGAGAAAGUGUGAUGAACGAUGCAGUGGCCAUUGUGCUCUCUUCGUCUAUUGUAGCCUACCAACCCAGCAGUGCAAACACACACAUCUUCGACGCAGCCGCCUUCUUCAAGUCCGUGGGUGUCUUCUUGGGUAUUUUCAGUGGCUCUUUUGUGAUGGGGGCCACCACAGGGGUCGUCACUGCUCUCGUCACCAAAUUCACCAAGCUGCACUGCUUUCCGCUGCUGGAGACCGCCCUGUUCUUCCUCAUGUCAUGGAGCACCUUCUUGCUGGCCGAGGCCUGCGGCUUCACAGGGGUGGUGGCGGUGCUGUUCUGUGGCAUCACACAGGCCCACUACACCUACAACAACCUCUCAGCGGAGUCUACGAAGCGCACCAAGCAGCUCUUUGAGGUCCUUCACUUUCUGGCUGAGAAUUUCAUCUUCUCCUACAUGGGUUUGACUCUCUUCACCUUCCAGAAUCACAUUUUCAGCCCCAUCUUCAUCAUCGGUGCUUUCGUGGCCAUCUUUAUUGGACGAGCUCUGAACAUCUACCCACUCUCCUUUUUUCUCAACCUGGGGCGGAGGGUCAAAAUCAGAGGAAACUUCCAGCACAUGAUGAUGUUUGCAGGUCUGCGCGGGGCGAUGGCGUUUGCUUUGGCUAUUCGAGACACCGCCACCUACGCCCGGCAGAUGAUGUUCACCACCACGCUGCUCAUCGUCUUCUUCACUGUUUGGGUGUUUGGCGGUGGAACCACGCCCAUGCUGUCCUGGCUGCACAUCAGAGUUGGAGUGGAUCCAGACCAAGACCUGCAGCCUUCUGCAGACAGUUUCCAGGUCCUGCAGGGGGAAGGCUCUCAGGGGGAUGGACAGAGUAAAACCAAGCAGGAGAGCGCAUGGCUCUUCAGGUUUUGGUACAACUUUGACCACAACUACCUUAAGCCCAUUCUGACACACAGUGGUCCCCCCCUCACCUCCACCCUGCCCGGUUACUGCGGCCCGCUGGCGAGCUGCCUGACCACUCCACAGGCCUACGAGAAUCACGACGAGCUGAGGGACCCAGACUCUGACCUUAUCCACAGCGACGCCGACCUGACCUUCAUGUUUGGCGAUACUUCCAUCACGGCCAACGGCGCGUCAGGCAGAGCGGACGCCGCCGGAGAACUGGGCUGGAGCGCAAACGGAAAACGGAGCGGCAGCACGUCCGAGGAGGCGCUGGAGCGCGAGCUGGACUCCCGCGAGCAGGAGCUGCUGAGCCGCGGCACGCGUCUGGUUUUCCCCGUGGAGUAUCACAUCUGACCGUGCCGACCCCACCCCCACCCCCCUUUACCCUUUACCUGCUUGAGCUGCCAACCUCCCCAAAUCGGACUCCCAUACUGCUUCGCCAACAGCUGCUGCCGCGCAGGUCUUCAUGGAUGAGAGGCAGGAGCAAACGGGACUGAGCUGCCCUGAAGGGCAGGAAGCACAGACCCCAGGAGCAUUUCAUCCUCAUCACUCGGGGAGGGGGUCGAUCUCAAGGAGUCUCCAAAGGAGAAGCCUCCAAGCUCUUAAGAGAUUGUUUUGCACUGCAAAGGAAGAUUUUGUCUGCAUGUCAGGACAGAUUAGACUUUGUGGUGCAAAAGGAGAAGACCUCAUCGUCUCUCAUCAAUCAGUGUCCUCCAAAAACCUUCAUUCCAUCCGUUCACCUGAAGCCGCUGGGCGUCCAGCAGCUUUGUGGAGCAGAAUCGAACGUUCAUCGAACAAUAGAGGAGAAGAAUUCCAGCAUGUAAAUAGCUUUCAGGCUGAUGUUUGGCUAAACUGCUUCUUCUUCUUCUGGUUGUCAGAACACAAAAAAAAUGAGUUUGACUUCUCAUUUAGGGUUUCUCCUAAAGUAAUGCUAAUAGUUCUGACAUUUGAGAAACAAACAGAAAUAUGCAUGUGAAGUAAAGAGCCAGCCUUCAUAGUAUUUUUGAGUAUUUUGAAGAAGAAAAAAGAAAAAAACCUAAGAAUUGUUUACUGAUAUUAAGUAUAUUGAAAUGUACAGCUGCUUCAGUUGUUGUGACAAAAUCAUCACCAGUAUCUGCUGUAUUCUGACUGUCAUCAGUCCAAACUGAUAAAAAUGUGAUAACAAUUUGUGAAAGAUGAGCCUUUGAAUCUUUUUGGAGCCCUUAUUUUUAUUUUUAAGAGACUGUUCUAUUUUUUUGUACACCUUGAUGCGAUGGCUAAUUUAGUUUGAUGUUUAAAUGAGACCCCUGCUAUAGUAAAAGAACUACACGGUCCACCUAUUCUCAGUAUUUUGGAUCUGAUGUUCAUUUUUUUUGUGUUUUUUUUCCAGCAGGGACAUUUUCAAACCCGUGACAUUAAAGGUAAAGCGGACAUAACGGGUGACUUCAACUAAACAAAAUCCUGGAAGUUUCAAGAAUUUUUCUCUGACAUGACUGGAACUGAGUCAUUAUUUAACCUUUAAUCAACAAAAGUACAAGGAAGAUAAAUAUCAGUUGAACCUUUUUUUGUUGUUGUCUUAACAUAAUGAGCAGCGAUAAAAGAAUAGAUCACAUUUGUCAUUGUUUUCUACAUCCCAUUUCAGAAAAUGGAUGUCCCGGGCUGCAAGGUGGUGCAGUGGCUGGUGCUCUCGGAGAGAUUGUUACAGGGAGGGGAGCAGGGUUACAGAAUAUUUAGGGUUACAGAAUAUUUCUGCUCAUAUUUACAUCUAAUCCAACCUAUUCUGAUUUAUGACCCGUUUCCGGUUUUACUUUGAACACCUCCCAGGCUCUUGUGUUCUCGUUUUGACAGCACAAAGCGGCUACUGCAUUUAUGUAUGAGGUAGAUCUGAGGUUUUUCUUACGUGUUUUUUUUUUUGGGUCGCCGGGGACCUCCAAGAGGAAACCAAUCUUGUUGUGUAAGCUGUUGCCAAGCUGUAUGCAGAACAGGUCAUUUAUACUCUGCUGCAGGGAAGUUGCACUUUCUAACAUCCAUUUUCACAGCCAGAUGACAGACUUCCUCAUAAUGUUGCCGUGAAAAUAAAAAUAAAAACACUUUUGAGCCAUUAAAGAGUUAAUUGUGUCAGAACUGUGAUUUGUUUUUGUUUUUUGGUCUUUAAAAUCUUCCCCUUAACACAAUCGGAACAGAAAUUUGCCCCAACAGCUGGUUUGCUGAGGUUUCUCUGUGGAUGAGAGCACUUUAUGGACAGCUUCACUGAAGGCGGCAGACAAAUAAUUGAGCUUAGACUGGCACUUUACCUCCCAUAGAGGACACUCAUGGGACACUUGCAUAACCUUCAUGUGCACUCUGUACCGCUCCACCGCUGCGCUGUCAGUCGUCUUGCCGGCUAUAUUUAAAUGCUCUCUGUACCUGAGAAAUACGAGAUGUAGCCGAAAUGUCUGUAGGUCCACCUGUUGUCUCCAGUGGCAACUGGCUGCCAGGCGAGCAGUGGUUUGCAUGUCAACAUGCUAAUAAAAAAUCAUCCAAUUUCAA
Messenger RNA from Oryzias latipes (Japanese medaka), 4261 nucleotides. RefSeq names its product solute carrier family 9 member 7 (gene slc9a7). Gene Ontology annotation, biological process: proton transmembrane transport; potassium ion transmembrane transport; regulation of intracellular pH. Lineage: Eukaryota; Metazoa; Chordata; Actinopteri; Beloniformes; Adrianichthyidae. Gene Ontology annotation, molecular function: potassium:proton antiporter activity; sodium:proton antiporter activity. Gene Ontology annotation, cellular component: recycling endosome; plasma membrane. The record is from RefSeq and is a predicted model, not a curated record.